CAGUAGGUAGCUGCUCUGAGCGAUCGGCCUGAGUGCUGAAGUAUCGCGUGAUCUUACUGAAGAUCCAAACUCCAAAACUCUAAAUCAUUUAUUCAAAGUAGAAUCUCGCUGCGUCGUCAGAAGUGUUUGGAAGAUACAGUUGUGACAGAAUAGAACAGAGAUGUCCACUCGUCGGAACCGCGGGUAUUUCAAGAUGGAGGCGGUCGUGGAAGUCGGAAGCCCUCUCAAGGGGAACCGGGAUACAAACAGCAAUUUCAGCACAGAAAAUAACAUUCCGCAGGGCGGCGCGGCCGGCGUCUUCCGACAGAAAUCAUUCGGGACCUGCGACCGCCAACUGUCAGCCUUGUCGUCGUUCGUGCGAAAUGCUCGCUCCGUCAACAAGACGGCCGGCAUUGCAAGUCUCUUCACUCGCAACAUGGCAGCCACAGUGAACACUUCGAGUCCGUGGCCGAACAGUCGAGAAGACUACGAAUUACGAGAUGUCAUCGGUGUGGGAGCGACGGCCGUGGUGUUCUCAGCGUACUGCAAACCCAGAAGCGAAAAAUGUGCCAUCAAAAGAAUUAACUUGGAAAAAUGGAAUACUUCUAUGGAUGAACUCUUGAAAGAAAUCCAAGCCAUGUCCAGCUGCAAUCACACAAACGUAGUCACAUACUACACAAGCUUUGUUGUAGAAGAUGAAUUGUGGCUGGUUUUAAAAUUGUUGGAAGGCGGCAGUCUGCUGGACGUGAUCAAGCACAAGAUGCGCGUCAGCAACUGCCGGCACGGCGUGUUCGACGAGGCCACCAUCGCCACCGUGCUCAAGGAGGUGCUCAAGGGCCUGGAGUACUUCCACAGCAACGGACAGAUACACAGGGACAUAAAGGCGGGCAACAUCCUGCUGGGCGAGGACGGCACGGUGCAGAUCGCGGACUUCGGCGUGUCGGCGUGGCUCGCCACGGGCCGCGACCUGUCGCGCCAGAAGGUGCGCCACACGUUCGUGGGCACGCCGUGCUGGAUGGCGCCGGAGGUCAUGGAACAGGACCACGGCUACGACUUCAAGGCGGACAUCUGGUCGUUCGGCAUCACCGCCAUCGAGAUGGCGACGGGCACCGCGCCCUACCACAAGUACCCGCCCAUGAAGGUGCUCAUGCUCACCUUGCAGAACGACCCGCCCAAUUUAGACACAGGCGCAGACGAAAAGGAUCAGUACAAAGUUUACGGGAAGACGUUUAGGAAAAUGAUAAUAGAGUGCUUGCAAAAGGAGCCGUCCAAGCGGCCGACGGCCACGGAACUGCUGAAGCACCCGUUCUUCAAGCGCGCCAAGGACAAGAAGUACCUCACGCAGACCCUCGUCGCCAUCGGGCCCAGCAUGGAGACCAGGGUGCACAAGGCCAGCAAACGGCAGGCGGGCGCGUCGGGGCGCCUGCACCGCACCGUGACGGGCGAGUGGGUGUGGAGCGAGGAGGAGGAGGAGGGCGACGAGACCGAGGCGGCCGCCGACGAGGACGACGCUCCCGAGCGCCGCCCCAUGAACCAGCUGCAGCGCGCCGACUCCAGCGCCAGCGAGAACGAAGAGGACAGUCCGGCGAACGAGGACGCUCGGCGCGCCGCGGCGCCCGCGUCGGCCGCCGCAGCGCCAGCGCCCGCUACGGAGCCCGUCGUGAUUCAUUUAGUUUUGAGGCUAAGGAAUUCGCGGAAGGAACUGAACGAUAUACGUUUCGAGUUCAUCAUGGGCGGCGACACGGCGGAGGGCAUCGCCGGCGAGCUGGUGGGCGCGGGGCUCGUGGACCCGCAGGACGCGGCGCCCAUCGCCGCCAACCUCGCCAAGCUGCUGGCGUCCCAGCCGCGAGCGCCGCCCACCAACACUGUCACCUUCCACCUGAACUCGACCGCGCCCAACGAGCAGUUCGACGACAAGACCCUGGUGGGCUUCGCGCAGAUAUCCAUCGUCGACGACUCGUAAUCUCACCUAUACUUAUUAAUUCCUAGCCUAACGCAUGCACGCGGCUCCGUCUGCGUGGAUUAAGGUUUUAUAUUUAUUAGUACGAAUAUUGUAAUGAAUGCAGAAUGUAUCGUUUCACUUACGAAUGGUGCUAGCUGGCUGGUGAAUCUCUCGUUCUGAUGUUAUCACUUCAAUUUGGUAUCGUCUCCGAAUAGUCGAUGAGGAGAGUCGCGCGUGCGCAGAGCGCCGCCGGGCCAAAGAUCUUUAGUUAACAAAUGUCUUAAAUAAUAACUAUACCCUAUCAGCGGGGUGAAGUUAGUACAGCGUUCUCUCUGUUUGUCUCUAUCGUUUGUAUGCUUACGUAACAGAGAGCGCUAUACAAAUUUCAUCCCGCGGAUAGGGUACAGGUGUAUGUAUAGUCUGUUAUAGAGAAGACGCCUGUGCCGAUUCCGUCGCACACGAUCUGUAAAAAUAUAUAACGACCAGUAAGAAGCUCGGUCUUAAACUAAUGCUGUCCUUUUUAGAGGGGAACAUUGUGAAAAGGACACCACUAUUUUAAGGGUUGUCGAUUUAGUUGAGAUUGUGUACAACAGAAUUUGCACGCUGGUUAUAUAAUUUGUGCUAAACGAACAAUAAAAUAAAUGUAGUUUAAAAAUAAGUACUUACAUAUUAUACGUGUAAUAUAUAGAUAUUUAAAGAGCAGGUAUCGUCGGCUAGAACUCAAAGCAAUUACGAAUUCAAAGAAUUAUACAGACAGAUGGACUAGUUGUGCGUCGAUAGUCGCCUUACAAAUGUUUAUAUAAACAUUACAUUUGGUGUGUCAGUCAGUAAUCGGAGCAACUCCGCUAGUGUGUAUUUGUAUAUAUGGAUAAACUGACAUACAUAUCAACAUACGCACCGCUGGAACCUCGGAGUGUAUAUUGUAGAGCUUUACUCAGGCUCAGCGAGCUGUAUGUGUAUCUAGCUGUAUAUGAGAAUAUAAACUUGUUUUGCGAUAUUGUAAACAUUUAACGGUUCUGGGCUUUAAAAUAAUAAUUAUUUAUUAUAUCUACAAUAUCUAGAAGAGAUUUUUCGCAAAAAAAUGUGAUGUAUUUUCCUCUCUACGCCGACCAUACUUGCGGUCCAUAUGUAUUACGCCUUUCCUUUUGGUACUGUAGCGAGUAACGAAUAUUUGGUAUUAUUAUGAUAUAAGUAUAUUAAAUCAUGGAUCCCGAUAUAUAUUUUUAGCGCUAGUAUGAAAUGUUAUACGUAAUCGACGCCAGGGUGAUGCAAUAAUUCGAAACACUUCAGCGUUAAAUAAAAAUGAACCUGAACUGUUUCGAUAAGACUAGCUCCGAGUGGAAUCAUUUUAAAGUUGUACCUGCGCAGAAAUCUUAUUGGGAAUGGUGCGAACAUGUAUCAGCGAAACAUAGCGCGUAUAUACGCGAGCAUAUUGUACGCGAGUUAUGAGCGAGAUAGCGCGAGUCUGUCGCUCUUGUGUUUAGAAUGUUAACGUCAAACGAAGGUCUGUAUUCGGGUUUAGUCGGCGUUAGGAACUAAUUUUAUCGAUGAGGCUCAUGAAAGUGGUGGUACUGAAGUAUUCCUCGGCGUACGCGCUACAUACCAACGCACAAGUCGACUGUGUGUUUGUGCGCACUGCGCUAGGCCCGGAGUCCACUGAAGCGGAGACGGGGGGCUACCAGAAUAUUGAUCGAUGGCGCGGUAUCGUUCACGUCAUCUAUCUGUAGUCGGUAAUUUUGGCUUCGGUGGUUACCGGUCUUUACGUGAUACUCCGAGGAAAAGCUGCGUCGACAAAUGAUGAUAGUGAAUUCAUUUCUAUAAAAGUGAUAAAAAAUUGUUGCUGAGUUGAUUGAAGUCAAUCUCUCUUGUGGAUGCAAAUAAACUAAUAAUUGUUAAUAAAAAUACAACCGAAUUAGCACCAAAACCAAAACAAGGUAUUAAUUUAAUUUGUUUUAAAAUCAUUAGUUGUACAAAAAUAAGUUUUAGUAUUGUAUUUAUAUUAAUGUCAUUUUUAAACGAUUUUAUAUGAAGUAACGUUUGUAUGUGAAUAAAUUUAUUUUGUGCAUACUUGGAUCGUUUACAUUGGUGGUGUUGGUCCGCUUUGUGUUCGUGGCUAACUAGUUUAACCGCAGUUUGGAGAGUCUAUAAGGAUUUUUUUUUGUAUAUAUAUGAAUAAAUUAAAAAAAAAAGUCAACUCGGGGUCGCCGUGUCUGUGUGUUUAUGUGUAACUAACAAACGCCUGACUAAUGAACCCUAUCCAAUCCGGAACUAUCCACCUCAGUAAAGUGUACUUAUCUCUCAGUAGUACAGAACAAUCUCUGAAGCGUCGCGGGCCAUCAGAAGCGAAGCUUCGUAUGCGUUCGUGUGUAAAAUGCUGCACUCUGUCUCACUCACCUGUAAUACGAGUGAGUGAGACUAUGUGAACCGAGAAGCGCUGCCCGGCCAGCGAGCUACGUUGCCACAAAUGUCAUGCACUAACCACAAGAACGAGACCCAGCCAACUACUGACGAACCAAUCAGUAGGCUCAUUGCCGCUGAGUGGUCGAAGUGAUAAACGACCGCUUUCAAAGACAUACAUACAUACAUACCUACAUACAUACAUACAUACAUUUCUGUUUACAGGA
Messenger RNA from Maniola jurtina (meadow brown), 4545 nucleotides. Its product is annotated as serine/threonine-protein kinase OSR1-like. The record is from RefSeq and is a predicted model, not a curated record. NCBI's taxonomy places the organism in Eukaryota, Metazoa, Arthropoda, Insecta, Lepidoptera, Nymphalidae. Bases 161 to 1942 code for a protein of 593 amino acids. Gene Ontology annotation, molecular function: ATP binding; protein serine/threonine kinase activity. The transcript has 14 exons. Gene Ontology annotation, biological process: protein phosphorylation.